Papaver somniferum (opium poppy) is the source of this 1266-nucleotide messenger RNA. RefSeq lists its product as uncharacterized. The record is from RefSeq and is a predicted model, not a curated record. The coding region runs from base 1 to 1266 and encodes 421 amino acids. Lineage: Eukaryota; Viridiplantae; Streptophyta; Magnoliopsida; Ranunculales; Papaveraceae. The transcript is spliced from 2 exons.
AUGUCGCGAUGUUUUGUUGGUCAACUUUGGUACGAUGCUGACUUCGGAAUGGAAAUCUCACCUUCUCAAGGAUUCGUGGGUAACGGUGGUGUCCUUGUUACAGUCUGGGACAAUUCUCAGUUGGAGCUAUUGGACAAGAGAUUGGGAAUCAACUCUAUUACUUGUCUUUUUAGAUUUCGAAGUGACGGCUUCAAAUUUGUAAUGACAAACGCAUACUCUCCUUGUAAUCAUAAUAUGAGAGAACUGUUUUGGAAUAACUUGAAUGAAAUAAGAGAUUGGUCGUCGGAGGCGUGGUGUUUUGUGGGGGAUGUUAACGCUGUUAGGAGUGAUGGGGAAAGGAGCAAACCUGAUGGUGACGUACGAAACAUGAAGUUUCUUAAUGACUUCAUCUCUGAUCAAGCGCUAAUUGAUUUAACGUUGCAUGGAAGAGCAUACACCUGGAGUAAUAAGCAGAAUGACCCUUUGCUAUGCAGGUUGGAUAGGUGUUUAUUGUGUACUGCAUUUGAUUCUAAAUUCAGGUCUGCUACUCAAACUGCUUUGGUUCGCACUAUAUCAUAUCAUAAUGCAUUGAUAAUUGAUCUAUCUCCGUCUAUUAGAACUCAGUCUUGUUUCAGAAUAGAAAACCACUGGCUGGAACACCCAGAUUUUGUGAAAAUGGUGGAGAAUUGGAGCACUUUUGGGAAUGUGCGUAAGGAGGAAGAGGAGUUAAGGAAGAAGAUAGGCGUGUUGAAUAUCAUUGAGGAAACAUCGGCUUUAUCCACUGCUCAGCUUGAGGAAAGGACAACCUUAUUGAACUCGUUAAACACGGUAAAGCUCACCAGGGCUAGGAUGGCAUAUCAACGGGCGAAAAUUAAAGGUUUUAAAUAUGGAGACAAAAACACUCAAUAUUUUCAUCAAAUUGCAAGUGGCAAAAGGAGAAUGAACUAUAUUACAAAGUUGGAGGUCGAUGGGGCAGAUGUUUUCAAUCACGAAGCUAUUAAAAAAGAGAUUCAUGAUUUUUACUCUGAUUUAUUCACUGAUAACUCACCAAUAACGCCUUCUUUUGAUAACUUAGAUUUCAAGGCUAUUGAUCAGGUUCAAAAGGCGUGGCUAGAAAGAGAGAUGGAGGAGGAAAAGGUGUUGAAAGCCAUCAAGUUGUGUGGAAAAAAUAAAUCUCCAGGUCCGGAUGGCUAUAACCUGGAAUUUUACAAGGCGUGUUGGGGAGUGCUGAAGUCUGACGUAAUGGCAGCAAUCAAGGAGUUUUGCAACAAGGGAAAGCUGGAUUGA